GCAGCCCCCCUCCCGAAGCCUCUGGAGGAAAAGCCCCGGGCGUCCCCCGGCAUGUCCCAUCUCGCGGCGGGGUGCGCGGCCGCCGGCCCUUGGGAGAAGUGGGGCGGCCCGGGGCGGCCCCGGGGACGAGCGGCCGCGGUUGUGCAGCGGUUGUAAGCAAGAUGCGGUAGCACGUGACCUGGAACGCGAACCCUGAUGCCGGUUCCCCGCCACGCGUGUGCUCUUUUCUCUGGUGCUCGGCCGAAAGCUCAUGCGUCGCAGGAUGAAUGAUAUGAACCUGAGCCCAGUGGGGAUGGAGCAGCUGACUUCAUCCUCUGUGAGCAAUGCCUUGCCAGUCUCAGGGAGUCACCUGGGGUUGGCUGCCUCACCCACUCACAAUGCCAUCCCUGCCCCAGGCCUGCCAGUGGCAAUUCCAAACCUGGGUCCCUCCCUGAGCUCUCUGCCAUCUGCUUUAUCUCUGAUGCUCCCAAUGGGUAUUGGCGAUCGAGGGGUGAUGUGUGGAUUACCCGAAAGAAACUACACCCUACCUCCACCACCUUACCCCCACCUGGAGAGCAGUUAUUUCAGAACUAUUCUACCUGGCAUUUUAUCUUAUUUAGCUGACAGACCACCUCCUCAGUACAUCCACCCCAACUCUAUAAAUGUUGAUGGUAAUACAGCAUUAUCUAUCGCCAAUAAUCCUUCAGCACUAGAUCCCUAUCAGUCCAAUGGAAAUGUUGGAUUAGAACAAGGCAUUGUUUCAAUAGACUCUCGCUCUGUGAACACACAUGGUGCCCCAAGUCUUCAUCCCAGUGAUGGCCAUGAGGUGGCCUUGGACACAACGAUCACUAUGGAGAAUGUCUCUAGGGUUACCAGCCCCAUCUCUACAGAUGGAAUGGCAGAAGAGCUUACAAUGGACGGUGUUGCAGGCGAGCAUUCUCAAAUCCCGAAUGGCUCCAGAAGUCAUGAACCUCUGUCUGUGGAUUCUGUGAGCAGCAACCUUGCAGCAGACACUGUAGGGCAUGGUGGUGUGAUACCCAUUCAUGGGAAUGGCCUGGAGCUCCCUGUGGUCAUGGAGGCAGACCACAUUGCAAGUCGGGUCAAUGGGAUGUCUGACAGUGCCCUCAGUGACUCCAUCCACACCGUGGCCAUGAGCACCAACUCUGUAAGCGUGGCACUCUCUACCUCACACAACCUCGCCUCCCUAGAAUCUGUUUCCCUCCAUGAAGUUGGCCUAAGCCUAGAACCUGUGGCUGUCUCCUCCAUCACCCAGGAGGUUGCUAUGGGGACAGGUCAUGUAGAUGUGGCUUCAGACAGUCUUUCUUUUGUACCACCUUCACUGCAAAUGGAAGACUCCAAUUCAAACAAGGAAAAUAUGGCAACCUUGUUUACAAUUUGGUGCACACUGUGUGACCGAGCCUAUCCCUCAGAUUGCCCCGAUCAUGGACCAGUGACUUUUGUUCCUGACACUCCAAUAGAGAGCAGAGCGAGGCUUUCUCUCCCAAAGCAGCUUGUACUCCGCCAGUCAAUUGUGGGAGCAGAAGUUGGUGUAUGGACUGGAGAAACCAUUCCUGUGCGGACUUGCUUUGGGCCUCUCAUUGGCCAGCAAAGUCACUCCAUGGAAGUAGCAGAAUGGACAGACAAGGCAGUUAACCAUAUCUGGAAGAUAUACCACAACGGUGUUCUAGAAUUCUGCAUCAUUACAACUGAUGAAAAUGAAUGUAACUGGAUGAUGUUUGUGCGCAAAGCCAGGAACCGGGAAGAGCAGAAUUUGGUGGCUUAUCCCCAUGAUGGAAAAAUUUAUUUCUGCACCUCACAAGAUAUCCCUCCUGAAAACGAACUACUUUUUUAUUACAGCCGGGAUUAUGCUCAGCAGAUUGGGGUUCCUGAACACCCAGAUGUUCACCUCUGUAAUUGUGGCAAGGAGUGUAAUUCGUAUACAGAAUUCAAAGCCCAUCUGACCAGCCACAUCCAUAACCAUCUUCCUAGCCAGGGCCACAGCAGCAGCCACAGGCCCAGCCACAGCAAAGAAAGGAAGUGGAAGUGCUCAAUGUGCCCCCAAGCUUUUAUCUCUCCUUCCAAACUUCAUGUCCACUUUAUGGGUCACAUAGGUAUGAAGCCCCAUAAGUGUGAUUUCUGUAGCAAGGCUUUUAGUGAUCCCAGCAAUCUGCGGACCCACCUCAAGAUACAUACAGGUCAGAAGAACUACAGGUGUACUUUGUGCGACAAGUCUUUCACCCAGAAGGCCCACCUGGAGUCUCACAUGGUUAUCCACACGGGCGAGAAGAAUCUCAAGUGUGAUUACUGUGACAAGUUGUUUAUGCGGAGGCAGGACCUCAAGCAGCAUGUGCUCAUCCACACACAAGAACGCCAGAUCAAGUGUCCCAAGUGUGACAAGCCGUUCUUGAGAACAAACCAUUUAAAGAAACAUCUCAAUUCACACGAAGGAAAACGGGAUUAUGUCUGUGAAAAAUGUACAAAAGCUUAUUUAACCAAAUAUCAUCUCACCCGUCACCUGAAAACCUGCAAAGGGCCCACCUCCAGUUCGUUAACACAAGAGGAGGAAGAGGAGGAUGACUCAGAAGAGGAAGAAUUAGCAGACGCCGUGGGGACAGAAGACUGUCGGGUGAACAGUGCUGUGUAUUCAGCAGAUGAGUCUCUCUCAGCACAUAAAUAAAAGACUCCAAUUGUUUUGGAUGAAAAAUGCAAAGGAAAAAACACACACAAACAGUUACCCCUACAAUGGUUUUUAUAUAAAUGGUUUCUGACUUCCUUCUAGCCAACAGUCAAAACAGACUGAAUGGGAAUGGAUGAAGCACUUAUGGGGAGUAUCCUAAUGAAAACACUAAAACAGGUUGGGAAAAGAGACCAUGUGUCCUAUUUUUAAAUGAUGUGUAAGGAGGAAAGUGUCAACUUUUGAGGUCUGUAUUUACAUGAUAAUCUGUGUCACAUUUCUGCCUGAGUCAUAGCUGCCUUCUGCCCAAACAAAUCAAUUUAUUUUCAAGUAUUCUAUUCACUUUUCUUCCCAGUCCUAUGACUUAAUAGUAGUCUAAACUUGGUCCCUGCCUCAUUGUCAUCACAAUUGCUGAUUGUAGUUCCAGUGUUGUAUUUUUUGUGGACUGUUGUGAUUUAUUCAUCCCAGA
Molecule: messenger RNA, 3122 nt
Organism: Molossus molossus (Pallas's mastiff bat)
Lineage: Eukaryota; Metazoa; Chordata; Mammalia; Chiroptera; Molossidae
Gene: PRDM4
Product: PR/SET domain 4
Exons: 11
Coding region: 251-2656 (801 amino acids)
Biological process (GO): regulation of transcription by RNA polymerase II; transcription by RNA polymerase II; cell fate commitment
Cellular component (GO): cytoplasm; nucleus
Molecular function (GO): histone deacetylase binding; DNA-binding transcription factor activity, RNA polymerase II-specific; RNA polymerase II cis-regulatory region sequence-specific DNA binding
Source: RefSeq, a predicted model, not a curated record